AUGCUGCGGUGGAGCUGGCUAGUUUGUGCCACUCUCGUGGUGGCCGAGGAAGGAAAAUGGCCCACAUGUUUGGAGGGAGGUGUGGCCUAUACCAACCUGCUGGACAUUUCGGACGCCUAUGCGGAGCAUCGCUUGGUGCAGGAGCCGAACGGAGGCUACUUGGCCAACGCCAAGGCCUGUCAGGACAGUUGCAAAGUGGCCCCGCGCUGCAAGAAGUUUACCUUCAAGACCGGAUCCAAUCCGCCAGGUGCUUGCUUUUUGAUCGAUGCUACAGAUGACCUCACCCACCGAUAUACUGAGAACGAUGCUGUCAGCGGGUCGGUCUCGUGCAACUUUUCGGUGGUUAUCCCAAGCAUGACUCCUCCAGCCGGAGCUGCAGCAAAAGAGGCUGCAGCCAAGAUCUGGGAAGCAGCAGCAGGUGCGGCUUCCACAGGCAUUGCCGCAGUUGACACAGCAACUUCAGCAGUCGGAACUGCAGCCGCCAAGACUGGGGAAGCAGCAGCAGAUGUGGCUUCCACAGGCAUUGCCGCAGUUGACACAGCAACUUCAGCAGUCGGAACUGCAGCCGCCAAGACUGGGGAAGCAGCAGCAGAUGUGGCUUCCACAGGCAUUGCUGCAGUUGACACAGCAACUUCAGCAGUCGGAACUGCAGCCGCCAAGACUGGGGAAGCAGCAGCGGAUGUGGCUUCCACAGGCAUUGCCGCAGUUGACACAGCAACUUCAGCAGUCGGAACUGCAGCCGCCAAGACUGGGGAAGCAGCAGCAGAUGUGGCUUCCACAGGCAUUGCGGCAGUUGACACAGCAACUUCAGCAGUCGGAACUGCAGCCUCCAAGACUGGGGAAGCAGCGACAGGUGUGGCUUCCGCAAGCGGAGAAAUGCCGAUUGCUACGCCCAUUAUCCUGCCCGCCCCUGCCAAGAGCAAGCCUGCUGAUGUGGUGGAUGAUUCCGAGGUGGGCUGCCUUCGGAAGGGCGUGGUUCUCCAGGAUACCCUUCUUCCAGUUCCAGUACAAUGGACCUCUUCAGUCGCUGAGUGCCGGCAGAAAUGCCAAGCCUCCAAAGGGUGUAGCCUCUUUACCUGGAAGAAGAACACCAAGCCCACCGGCGGUUGCUGGUUGUUCCCGGAGCCAGCGGCUCCCAUGGCACAAAUGGCAGAUCCCAACGCCACCAGUGGCGCCAAGGAUUGUUCUUCACGUGGAGCCGUGGGCUUGGCCCAGGGCCCAGCCAAGAGCUUCAUAGCCCAAAGCCCCAGCGGGAUGAACUCCAACACCCUUUGGGCCGUCUUGGGCUGUGUGGCUGUCGCUGCCGCCGUGGCUGGGGUGGCGGCCUUUGCUUCCAGCUCCUCCGAGUCGAAGAAAGGGAAGCGCGGCUUAAAAAUUGCCGCGCAUGAUGAGGAAUCCGCGACCUCCAUGGCUCCAUCCCCCGUGUAUGCUCCUCCCUCUGCUAGGCCUCAGCCUGGACCGGGGCCCAUGGCAGCGCCCACACCGGGCUUUCAACCCGUGAUGUAUUUUCAACAGCCGCAGCUGCAUCAGGUUCAACCCGUACCCCAGGUAUAUUAUACACAAGUGCCUCAAUAG
Molecule: messenger RNA, 1575 nt
Organism: Cladocopium goreaui
Lineage: Eukaryota; Dinophyceae; Suessiales; Symbiodiniaceae
Source: the annotation of a GenBank genome assembly